UUACAGCGUUUGAAACGGAAAGGCUGUUUGGGCGCAGCGACCAAAGGAUCGUGACUUUUAUUUGUUUAUCUGAUGUUUUUUCUUUUAAAUGUAAUUUUUUGGUCGGGCGUGGUGUAAAUAGAAAGAUAUAUAAUAAUCGAAAAAAUAUUGCAAAAACACAACAUUGAUUUCAAAUCAAAACGACGAAAGAGAAUUGUAUGUGAUCGAAAUACGAGCGAUUUAAUUUAUUUUCAUGUGAAAUUAAAAACAAAACAACAACAAAAAAAUUUUGAAAAGUAAAGAAACAUAAAAAUUGUUUGAUGCGAUUUCGGAAUUUUGUAUAUUUGUCGAUUUGCGUGCGCGAAUAUUAUAUAUAUGUAUUUAAAAAAAAAUUGAGUAUUGAUUAUUGAGAAAGAGAGUGAGUGAAUUUUACAACGAGUGAAACGGCAAUCAACUAUUCCAAUAUAAAUCAAGUGGUCCGAGUCUGACUACCCAGUUCAUAAUAGUAUAAAUACACAGAACCAACAACAGAUAUUACGUACAACAACAGCAAACGCCAGAAAUAAGACAACCUAAUCGAAACGAAAGUAGUGGAAUAAUAAAAUCUAAAGGAAUCAUAGCGCGUGAAAGAUGUUUGUCGAAGGGGCGAAUGGCGUUCGUCCGAUCGGUGACGGCCUAUUAGAAGUGUCUGAUGCAAGCUUAAGUAAAUUGAUUGCAAGCGGUGAUAUCAAUGAAAUUUACGAUGUGGAACACACACCAUUUGCAAGGGGCAAAUUUGCAACCGUUCGACGUGCGAUACAUAAACAGACCGGUGUUAGUUUUGCAGCGAAAUUUCUAAGGCGCAGGCGCCGUGCACAAUGCACAUUGAAAGAGAUUCGACACGAAAUUGCGAUAUUGUUAUUGUGCUCAGAUUCGGAGCACAUUGUCAAAUUGCAUUCGGUACAUGAGACAAUGGUUGAGACAGCGCUAGUAUUAGAAAUGGCAAACGGCGGUGAAUUACAAAGUUUACUCGACGAGGCCGGUUCGUUGAGCGAACACCAAACCAUCAUUUGCAUGCAAGAAGUCUUAAAAGCAUUACAAUUUUUACACAAAAAAUGUAUCGCUCACUUGGAUUUGAAACCGCAAAAUAUUCUGUUAUGUGGCAAGCGAGUUGAAGAUGGCCUCAAAUUAUGCGAUUUCGGCAUAUCGAGAAUCGUCGAAGAAACCGGUAGUAAAGUUCGAGAGAUAUUAGGAACACCAGAUUACGUAGCGCCAGAGGUACUUUCAUAUGAGCCUUUAUCUCUUAAAACUGAUAUCUGGUCGGUUGGAGUGCUUGCCUAUGUGCUUCUUAGCGGAUUUAGCCCAUUCGGUGGUGAUACAAAGCAAGAAACAUUUUUGAACAUAUCACAAUGUAAUCUUAACUUUCCGGAUGGACUGUUCGAAGACGUUUCAGAGGAUGCAAAAGAUUUCAUUAAGAGCGCUUUGCAAGUCGCCGCUGAGGAUCGGAUGUCGGCUGUUGAGUGCCUUGAACACAAAUGGUUAAGUGAAUCAAGUCAACCGUUAAAGGCGUCGAUAAUAAAAGACAGUACAACAACGAAAACAAAUGUUAUAUCAACGAACGAUAUUAUACCGGAAAAUCAUCACGUCGUUAUCGAAGCGAAAAAAUUGCAACAGAUCGAUAGUGUUGGAACAUCACCGACACCAUCACUACCGUCGCCGCCAAAAGCAAGCGCUGGAUUUUUUCUACAUCAAACUCCAAAAAAUGGAACAGCAUUGUUAGACGAAGUGCUGUUCAGUAGUUUAAACAAUGGUUUCAAUACAACUGCAAACAAUACAAAUGCUUCCAAAACAUUGAACGGCAUCGAUCACCAUCAUAACCAUCAUAAUCAUCAUCAUCAACAACAGUAUCAUGCGCAUCAUCAUAACAAUCAUUCGAUGGAAUGCGCAAAACAAAAUACCACAUUGAACAAUAAUAAUAAUAAUAACAAUAAUAGCUGUAAUAAUAUCAACAAUCCAAAUGACAAAAGCGAUUUGCUCAAAGACUAUGCGACAAACAAAGAGAACAUUAACCUAAGUAAAAUUCUAGCAAACCGAAUUGCACCGCAAUCGACAGCAUCGACGGUCAACAAUCUUCAAUUAAUCAGUAAUUUAACAACGUUGCACAACAAUAACAGUAAUAACAGUUCGAACAAUGGUACAGUGACGAUGACAACAUAUGCCGAUGAAUCAUCAUCAUCAUCAACAUCCACAGCCGCCACAACAACGACCAAUAACAUAUCAUCCGUGUUAACAACAGUACAACAAUCAACCGCCAAUGCCGCCAGUGUCGCUGCAAAUAACACCAACACCACCGCCACCACAUCAGCCGCUCAAACAAAACAUGAAACGGUUUUAUUUCCCGAUGCACCAACAACGCCCAAAGUCCUAAGAAAAUCAAAUCAAUCUGAUGCCGAUCAUCAUACGCCGUCGUGUGUUGCGCUUGUCAAACAAUUUCAAUUGAACAAUGGCACUCUAUCGAAUAAUCAACGUAUCGAUUUUGAUGAGAUUGUGUCAUCGGAUAAUGUUGGACUGGUGUCAAGCACACAAUAUCACACAACACAAUCAACGCCACCAAAUCGCAGUAAAUUUGCCAAUCUAACGACAGACCAUAAUCGUGAAAUUCUACCAUCGUAUCGAUUAUCAGCGACAGCAAUCACAACAACCACAACGAAUACCACAAACGGACAUCAUUCACUUGGUUCGUCAACAUUGAGCAUUAACACAUUGACCGAGUCAUCUGUGGGUGUUGUUACACAACAGCACAGCAACAGUACAAUAACAAUGAAUUGUUUGUGUGGUGCUGACAAGACUGUAAAUUGUUGCUGUAACAGCAGCAGCCGAGCGGCAUUAAAUUAUCGCAAAAAAUCAUUGGCUGUUGUCGAUAGUUCGAUACUCUGCUAGCUACGACUGAUGGUGCAGAAAUACAUUUACCAAUGUUUUAGCUGCACCUGUCAUCAAUGACAAUCAACUAAAUCAACUAGUGUAUAAAUUUAUCUAUAGUAGAAUUGAGAAUGAGAUGUUAUAGUUUCGGUAACGAAAACAAAACAAAACGAAUUGAAAUAAGUAAGUAUCCAAACCGGAAAAACAAAAACAAAAUGUGUGCGUGCGCGACAAUAAUUUGACAACAAAACACAAAAAAAAACGAUCGCAUUGUCGAAACGCACAUAUAGAUACAUAUUUAUAUAUAUAUAUAUUUCAAUUGCGUAGUUUAUCGUCUCUUGUAAUAGCCUAAUUGUUAUUUAAAUGAUGAACAAAAAAAAAGUUGAAGAUAACGUAGAAACGUAGUAGAUAUCAUCGAACAAAAAAAAAAUGUUGUUGAGAAGACAAAAAACGGAUAUAUAGAAGCAUAUUGCAAAUCGUCUCUAAAUUAUUGAAAAUAUAUAAAUACGACAAAAAAAAUAGAAGAACGUUACAAACACAUUGA
Contarinia nasturtii (swede midge) is the source of this 3421-nucleotide messenger RNA. RefSeq names its product death-associated protein kinase related (gene Drak). The transcript is spliced from 6 exons. Gene Ontology annotation, cellular component: nucleus. Lineage: Eukaryota; Metazoa; Arthropoda; Insecta; Diptera; Cecidomyiidae. Gene Ontology annotation, biological process: intracellular signal transduction; protein phosphorylation; positive regulation of apoptotic process. Bases 610 to 2898 code for a protein of 762 amino acids. The record is from RefSeq and is a predicted model, not a curated record. Gene Ontology annotation, molecular function: ATP binding; protein serine/threonine kinase activity.